CGAAAAAAAAAAAAAAACGAACCAAAAGCCCGGAUCAGGCACAGGAAUCCGACUUGCUUGCGGCAGCCCCAGCACUCGCUCCCGAGACAGACUGACAGCCUCGGAUCGGGAACUGAGGGGUAGCAGGAACUGGCAACUGGCAACGACCAGAUCCUAUUCCAUCACCAUCCUCGGCUCUUCCACUUGUUGGUGUUUUUGAUUUUAUUUUUAGUUCUUUUUGGGCAUCGUCGCAAAAGCACAACAGCACAUACCUUGCCGCGCAGGAUACAGCUUGGCGCAUACUGUACAAAUCUCACAAGGCUGUUGUGCAGACCGUCCAUCGAGUCCAUCGAGUCUAAAGGACAAAAGCGGCUCUCCAUCACCCUUCAUACAUAUAGUUGAGAUCCUCACAUACAUGACACUGAGGUGUCCAAGAAGAGAGGAAUAUACACACAAACAACGGCUGCCAAGCUAAAAAGUACGGAAGAGCAACCCGGCACCUCACCUCAAGCAGAACAGGAUGCAUAACGACGAGACGGUGAUCUCAGAUGUGCCAGACAUGAUCAAUAAAGCGCCGAUCAUUCCUGGCCACUCACCCUCUCCGGCUGUGGCUGGCAUGUCGGGGUCAGAGCACAACAACACCACCAUUACCACCACCACGGUCACCACCGAUACUGUCACCACCACCACCCCUACCACAACCGAGUCCGUGCCUAGGCCCGGGCCUGUUGGACAUGGGACUGAAUAUGGUGUUCAGGUUGCCGGGCGUGUCACUGGCUCUGCCUCUGGCUCUGGCAUUCACGAGGACCAGAUUGGUAACGCCCCCGUAACUGGCAUUUCCUCGGAUCAAGCUGGCGCAUCUGGCAUUUCUUCCUCCUCGUCUCCGUCACAGCAACAACAUCAGCAGAAGAAGCAGCAGGAAAAUGAACAUGGGUUGAACACCACCAUUAUUGCCAGCAACAGCUUAAAAACAUCAACUUCCACGGAAGAGCAAGAAGACACUCUCAAGAGCAGUUCAGUUCCCAACACUGGCACCGACAAGACCCCAGACGAGCAGCAGGACAUCAUACCACUUCGAGCCAAGCCGGCCCCGCAUCAGCCAGACCAUUCUGUAGACCACCCUAUCGACCACCCUGGCCACUAUCUAAAGGACCCCGGUGACCCCAGUGACGACCAUCCGGUACAGGCUAGCGAGUCUAACCGCAAUCACCACCCCAGUUGCUGCCCGCGUGCUCAACCUGGCUCGCGGCCCCCCGCGUCGCCGUCGACUUAUAUAAGGUCGUCCCCCUUGACGUCGGAGCUCCCCAACGGUCCUGACGGUGGCGAUCACGAUUCAACCACCCCAUUUAACCCUCAACCACCGUCUACCAUGAUUUUCGCCGACCUGUACAAGUCACCCAGGUCGCCCCUAAAUAAGCUCAGGCACUCGUUUCCUCACCAUCAGCCGGUUGUCCUACCAUCCGACCUUGAUGCCGACCUUGUGAGCAAAGACAAGGCGAAGCAGAAGGAAGCUGUCAGAAAGUACCUUCUUGAGAAGAUUCGAAAUGACUGGGACUUCGAAUGGGCACCUGUGACGCAACCACGUCCAACCGAAGCAGCAGCAACCUUCGAUGAGAAGCAGCCGCAUGAGAAGAGCGAUAUCGCUCAACUUCCACCAGAUAGCACUAUCGCUCCCAACGAGCAUGGAUCACCCAGGAUAGCAGACGGUGCCGUAGCUCAGACCUUUGACGAUGAUGCGCCUCGGGAUCCAGGAGAGGAGGCAGAUUCGGAAUCUGAUGUCGAGUCCGUUUACAGCACGAUAUCAGAAGAUCUCGUUCACUACCGUCCCCGGGCGGAAUGGACCUCGGAUCUCUCAGACAACGAUGAGCCGCCAGCUCCCAACACCUCCUCACCUUUCCGCUUCGACAGCCCCGACGCAGUCGGAACCGCCGUCAAAAGCUCCCUGGAAGCAAAGCGGGCCAAGAGGAGGCGGGCAGUGAGAAAGGAAGCCUCGUGGAAUCCCGGGUUGGCCUGCUUCGAAGCUCGCCGCGAUGCCUGGACAGGCGCCAAGACGUUCCGCGUCAAGCCCAAGCCGAUGUGCCCCGCGUCGCCCACGACAGCGAUGUCAACGACGACCCGCCGUCUCUCCUUCUGGCGCCAUCAUCGCUCGUCCGAGUCGACGAGCGCUGCCGCCGUGGCGCACCCAGCCAGCUCACCACCAGCAGCAGCAGCAGCAGCAACAAACCUCUCCGCCCCUUUGUCACCCACAACCACGCGCAACUCCCAGCAAAGCGCCCAAAGCGACGCCGUAUCCGACACCUCAGCCAGAGGAGCAGGAGCAGCAACAGACAACAGCACCGUCCCCUCCACUUCCCCCACCUCACCAUCUAAACCCGAUACCUACCCUGCCUACCCAGUGCAAACCCUCCUUCCGCUCCCUCCUCCCCUCCUCCCGCCUCAAAACCCCAUGCGCGCCUCCGUCACGCCCUCCAUCUACCCCUCUCUUUACGACAAAAUCAUUGUCAACAACAUGCAGCCCUCCUGCCCCGUCAACCUGGCCGACGUGCUGCGCGCCUGCGUGGUGGGUUGGAAGCGCGACGGCGAGUGGCCGCCCCGAUCGCAGUACACCAACGUUGCCGUGCCGCCCAUGCUGGUGCCGAAACCGAUGAGCGCUGCCGAGAUUGCCGCGCAGAGGCAGCGGAAGGUGGCUCUCCAGAAACAGAUGCAGCAGCAGAAGGAGGCGAGGGAAAAGGCGGCUCGGGAGGCGAGUGAGGUGAGGGAACGGGCUCGGGAGGCGGCUCGGUUGCAGAGGGAGGAGCGGGAGCAGAAGGCGAGGGAAGCGAGGGAACAGAAGGAGGAGAGGGAGAAGCAAGAGAGGAUGGAGAGGGCGGCGGAGAAGCAGAGGCGGAAGAGCGAUGCUACUGCGCAAGGGGGGGCGCCGGGUGCAGGAAGAAGAUCCAGUAUUGUGGCGUUGGUGGGCGGAGUGGUGAAUCAUUUGACGAGGGUGCCGACGGCGGAGGAUAGGGAUCGGGAGAGGUCGGGGAGUCAGAGUGAUGAGAAUCUUGGAGGAGGAGGAGGAGGAGGAGGAGGAGGGAAGGGCGGGAUAAGGAGGAGUUUGCAAAAGGUGUUUUCGUUGGGGCAUGGUGGGGGUCAGGGACACCAGGCUAAUGGCAAUCCUCUUGCUUAAAAGGAGAAUGAGGGUGGAUGUGAAUGGAAAUGGCCGAGAUGGGAAGAGUUUAUACCACAAGAGAUAUGAGAGCAUUGACCAAGGUGAAGAUGGCACGUCAACGUUUUCUUUGGAAAUGAAUGGUGUGUGCGUGUGUGUGUUUAUGACAUGUCAUGACAUGGGGUAAUGGGAAUGGAAUGUUUGGAAGUUUGAAAGAAAGGGCAAUCGGAAAAGCAAGCUUAAACUGAUACCCCCAAGGUCUUUUAUUAAUUGGAUUUCUUUUUAUUUUUUUAAAUAUUUUUUUUUUUUUCCUUGGAUGGAACCACGAAGCUGGGCGAGCAUGGAGAGAGAACAGGGAGGGAGG
This is a messenger RNA of Neurospora hispaniola, 3488 nucleotides long. RefSeq lists its product as uncharacterized. Bases 500 to 3145 code for a protein of 881 amino acids. The record is from RefSeq and is a predicted model, not a curated record. The transcript is spliced from 2 exons. Lineage: Eukaryota; Fungi; Ascomycota; Sordariomycetes; Sordariales; Sordariaceae.